Molecule: messenger RNA, 1140 nt
Organism: Thlaspi arvense
Lineage: Eukaryota; Viridiplantae; Streptophyta; Magnoliopsida; Brassicales; Brassicaceae
Source: the annotation of a GenBank genome assembly
AAAAAGAAAAAAUCUACAUUGGGCUUUUUUUAAGGCCCACAAAAGUUGUGCUUCCUAGGAGACAGAACCAUGGUCAAUUGUGGUUCGUAAACAUAAGCCGCGAGUCUCGUCGUCUCUACACCGCCAUUGCUUUGCUUCCUCUAUUACCUCUCGUCACGUUCUCCAAUUUUGGGUUAUAACUUCUUCUACGCUCACCAAGAUCUUCAAUUGUCUACCUCUCUCUCUCUCUCUUUAGAGUCUUGAUGGUAAAAGCAUAUAAACAAGAGCAUGUGUACAAGCAUCCGUGGGAGCGGGUGAGUGCCGCCUCGUGGAGGAAGUUUGCAGAUCCUGAAAACAAACGCAUCCUUUCGCACAUCCUCGAAGUCGACACCUUGAACCGGAAACUUGACACUGAGACCGGGAAACUCCACACCACACGAGCCCUCACCAUCCAUGCUCCGGGGCCAUGGUUCCUUCACCGGAUCGUUGGCCAGGACAUCUGUCACUGUGUUGAAUCAACAGUUGUGGAUGGCAAAUCACGUUCUAUGCAGUUGUGUGUAGUUAGAAGGCAUAAACAACAAGGGGGUGAUUGGAUUAGUAGCAUCGAGCUGCUUACAACAAAGAACAUUAGUCUCAAAAAGUUCAUUGAAGUGGAGGAGAGGAUAAGAUAUGAUCCGCAUCCAGAGAAUCCGACGGCCUGGACGGUUUGUAGCCAGGAGACGAGCAUUCGGAUCAAACCCUUGUCAGCUCUGGCCUCGAUGGCUGAGAAAGUUGAGCAGAAGUGCGCCGAGAAAUUCAUGCAGAAUAGCGUCAAAGGCCGAGAGGUUAUGGAGAGGAUUUGUAAGUAUAUGGAAGCAGAAUCCGCUCCAAUCUAAAAGAUGCCAAGCUUUUUAGAUUCCAGUAUCUUUGGUACGUUUUGGAGCCAUGGUUAUAAUAAAUCCAUGAAACAGUCUAGAUCAAGCUACUGUUUUUUUUUUUUCAGCUACUUAUCUUGUUUGUGUUAGCAACUGAAUGUUGAGUUGAGAAGCUUUCUGUCCAAUUUUGAAUCUUAAUCCAGACCGAUGCAUUCCAGUGGCUCUACCUGGCUGCUCCAGUCGGGUCUGAGCGGAUUUGAUGCUAUUUUAUAUUUUAAUUUUAAAACUAAAUUAUUAGCGCUGAAAA